Molecule: messenger RNA, 4579 nt
Organism: Triplophysa rosa
Lineage: Eukaryota; Metazoa; Chordata; Actinopteri; Cypriniformes; Nemacheilidae
Gene: ypel1
Product: yippee-like 1
Exons: 5
Coding region: 716-1075 (119 amino acids)
Source: RefSeq, a predicted model, not a curated record
AAUAACGAUGAAAACGUUGAAGAGGAUGGUAAUCAAAACAAACUGCUUUGUUGAUUUUUAGUUGUUGAACUUUCGUGUGGUAACUGAUAAAAACUACGUCUCGCAUUUACAUAGGCUUCAUUACAGAUACUACCAUUUUAAAUUUCGCUUUUUUUAUCAUUUGUUUUAGAUUUAUUGUUUAAAUCCGUUGUCUUGUUUAAUGUUGCGUUUGGAAAUUGCAUAGAAACGUUACGUUUGCUCGGAAUUAAUUAAGUUUGUGUUGAUGCAUUUUACAUUCCUGACUCCAGAAAAGUAAGAUCGUCUGCAAAGUAUUUGUGAAUGAAAAGCGGAGCUAUUCAAAUGUACGCGAGCGUGGCGCGACCCCCGCUGACGUGACCCAAUCUAAGUCUCAUUCAACAAACCCGCAGAGCUGAAGAUGAAUAGCGAAGUCUAAACAACAACAGCAUCAUCUUGGACGGUCGUGACACAUGCGGGCAUCACAGCAGCGCUCCUGAAUGAGAAAUCCUGCAGUGGGCAGAACAGUUCGUCCACGUCCACCCAAAAGGUGGUAUUUUCUCCCGUGGUGUCUGUGUGGAGCGUGCCACACACCCACUCCACAACAACGACGGCUUUUGCUUGCAUCUUCCAGUGUUUCUUCUGUCAGCAAGUUCAGCGGAGCUGCAACUCGUCCAGCGCCAGCCCGGAGGAACCCAGCGAGGAGCCCCACGACUGUGAGAUGGUAAAGAUGACAAAGUCAAAGACUUUCCAGGCUUACCUGCCCAACUGUCACAGAACAUACAGCUGCAUCCACUGCCGGGCGCACCUCGCCAAUCACGAUGAGCUCAUCUCAAAGUCAUUCCAAGGCAGCCAGGGACGAGCCUACCUCUUUAAUUCAGUUGUGAAUGUGGGAUGCGGUCCAGCCGAGGAGAGAGUCCUCCUAACAGGUUUACACGCUGUGGCAGACAUCUACUGUGAAAACUGUAAAACCACUCUGGGCUGGAAAUAUGAACACGCUUUUGAGAGCAGCCAGAAAUACAAAGAAGGCAAGUUCAUCAUCGAGCUGGCGCACAUGAUCAAAGACAACGGUUGGGAGUGACCGUCGCCUGCUUCCUCUCUGCUCAGUGACCUUCGGGCUACUCUGUCGUGGACUUUGCCGAGUGACACCGCACACGUACAUGCACACAAACGAGAAAACGCACAGACACGCAAACAGACCCGACUGCGCACACACGCAAACCCGUCUACCUUGACACAUCCAGACAUCCGUACCGGGUCAUGGUAAAACUCAAAGGCAGAGCGGACAGAGACAUCUGCGGUCACAAUGAGACUCUGUGGGACCUUUUCCUGAGAUGUACACGUCAACACUUUGGGAUUCAAAACCUGUUUUCUGUUGAACUCUCUGCCCCCUUAACUGGUUUUGGUGUGCUCGGCCCUCGUGUAACCGCUACUCGUAAGCUGUCGACGGUAUCCAGACGACACCGUCUCACUUGUUUCUUACUUUACACUUUGUGAAUAAGCGGGAAUGGUGAGGCGUGAGUUUGAGCGUGCGUGUUAUCCAAAAUCCGAUGUUACCAGUUAGCAUUUUUCAUCUGUUCUGACUUGUCUUUUACGAUGGGGUAGCAACAGACGCGAUUGACGUUACAGACUUUUUAGGGGGUUAGGCUAUGUAGCAGCAUCUCGGAUCCUAUUGGGUGGGAGGAAGGGAGAGCGAGGGAGGGCUUUGGGGGCGUCGCAGUGGCAUCCCUGUGUUUUCUGUCACUUUCCGAAACAUUUUCUUCCUCGGAUGACUUCACUGUGCAAUUCACGGGACACUCUGGUACAGCGGCCCGGCGGGAGCUUUAGUUAUCUCUGGUGCUUUUGGUGAGAUUUACGCAAACCUGCGUCUUUUAGCAUUGAGUUGGCAUUCGUGGCGGGUUCCAUUUUUGAGACCGUACUAUAAUAGACAAAAAAUUCGCCGUUUGGAUGUACUGGAAAAAGUCAAACCAGCGUCCUUUUGGAGCAAGGUUUGCGUUACGUUUUCAUCCCCCUUCACGCCAAAUGAGGAGAUUUUACGGAGUCUCUUAUUGUUGUUGUUAGUGCAAUCAUCAUGUUAGCUCUGUUGUUUUUCGCAUUAUGUUCAUGGCAUACUUGAAUACAGUUAUGUUGUUUGCACUCUGCAGAGGCCUUGUUCAUGGGUUUAGAGGCAAACGUCUGUCCAUUUAUGGCCUUUUUCAUCGCUGGUUGAAUGUCGAAUCGUGGGAUCGGGUGAUUGCUGGCUUGAUCAUCUCCCUCUGGUUUUCAAAACGAAAAAGAACAAAAAUAGUCUGCUUUUGAUGAAUCAACGAAACGAAUUUCAAAUCGGACACGUUUUCGUAUUCUUUUGCUGCUAAUAGAGAUGCAUGCAAUCCAGACGCUUUCACUUUAUAACUGCACUUUACCGGACUGCCUGAGAUCACGCUAGCAGAUCUGCUCUUCAUUUUUUCGUGUAGCUAUCUUUCCGCAACUUUGCCUCUAAGCGACAUGAAUCUUGUGCCUCUUCAAAAAAAGAAAAAAGAAAAGAAAAAACCUCCCUGUCCUCUGUUGUGCGGUGCAUGACUUUGAGAACCAGGCACAUCUGCUGGAAGCUGUCGGAGCUUCAGAUCGAUCUCAAAACAACAUGACCUAAGAAGAAAUGACCUCACUGAACCUCUAUCCACUCCUAAUUCUAUCCGCGAGCGAAAUGUCAUCCAGUAUUUUUUCAUACUUGUAUGUUCAAAGUUAGAGACGUUACGGAUGGGUGGUUGUAUUCUGCGAAGAGGGGCGGGGCUUUUAGAGGGGGAGGAGCUUGCUUCCUGUAGAGGUAAAGAGGGUCAUUUAAUGUAGAAUUUUAUUGAAUAUAUAUAUAUCGAAUCGUAUUGAUAUAUUGAGGUUUUGUUGUGUUUGGGGCGGGUGGGUAAUAUUAUAACACAUAAUAAAGGUCAGUCAGGUCACGUGACCUUUGAAUCAGUCAAAGACAAUGCAGACAAAAUAGUUGUAGAAAUAUCUUACUUGAAAGAAGAGACGGAGUUACAAUACAUUGUCCCGCAGUUUUGUAUAUAAAGUGACAUAUUUAAGGUUUUAUACAUAUUUCUACUGGGUUAGUAUCUCUACUUCCCCGACUUGAAGCACUUUUGUUCACUGUACCUCUGGCUUUGUUUGUGUGUGUGAAUGAGAAGAGAAGUGUGUGUUCGUGUGGAUGCAUGCGUGUGCUCAUUGUUUAUUUGUAGACGUUUUUGCUGUCGUUCACGCGUACCGUUUCCUUUCGACACUUCUUUUGCGUGUUAGACGCGCGCUCUCUUAGCUUGACGAUAGCGAGCUUUGUGUUGUCGUACUUAAAAGUUGAUUUUCGUCCUGGCAAGUGUUUAAUAGCCGACGUGUUUUAGGAUCGUGAUCAGCGGUGAGCUGGAUUCACCUGCCGAAAUUUUACAAUAUAUACAUAGACCCAGAGCAUUUUACAAAGACUUUCGGGAUCGAGACGGAGGCCAGUGUCACUUUUAAUGUGCACCUAAAACAGACACAACUGAGCCGAAAGCUUUGACUUUAAUGUAAAGUGUCAGUUUUGCAGGAAAUAUAAUCACACGGUCAAACCAAAAAGCAAGUUCGUGGCCUCUCCGACUACCAAGUGGGAAUUUUUUUCUUUAAAUGAUGCGUUUUGAUCUUUAACGGCGACAUUGAGGGGUUUCUUUUUUUAUAUUGGCUGUUAAAGGAUUGUUUACUGGACUUUAUUGCAGUUUAGAUUGGUGAUACUGGUUUUAAACCUUAAAUCUACCAGAUUUGUCAUUCAUUUGAAGCGACAGAAGUAUGCAAAGGAAACGAUUGUACGUUUUGAGAGUUGUUUUUAUUAGGACUGUUAAAAUAUAUGGUCUAAAGCAUGAUGUAUUUAUAAUGGCUAUUUUAAGUCGUGCCUGGUUUCUCUUUUUUUUUUAAGCAAAAAAAUGCUUUUUUUGUAUUUGAUUACAUUGCUUCGCUUUCUGUCCUAGUAAAGAAAAGUUACAUUUGUCUGUUCUCACUGUACAGUAAACUAUCAGAUAUCACAAUAAAGCUUCAGUGGUAUUUUGGUUUUGAUGGAUUGUUUCUGUCUAAUGUCUGUUGGAUAUUAGGCUGUCAGUUAUGUCACAUCUUAUGUGUUAUGGGUAUAGUUUUGAAACACUCCGACACAUUUUGGUUUAAAGUGAUAGUUCACCCAAAAAUGAAAAUUCUGUGAUCAUUUACUCGCCUUCUUGUCAUUUUAAACAUUUAUGACUUUCUUUCUUAGGCAGAACACAAAAGAAGAUAUUUUGAAGAAAGUUGGUAACCGAACAGCACUGGACCCCAUUCGCUUGUAUGGACACAAAAUUAAAAUAAAGUGAAUGGGGUCCAGCUAACAUUUUUCAAAAUAUCUUCUUUUGUGUUCUGCGGAAGAAAGGAAGUCAUACAGGUUUGAAAUGACAAGAGGGCGAGUAAAGGAUGACGGAAUUGUUAUUUUUGGGUGAACUAUCACUUCAACUCUCUUUUUAUUGAGGAUAUACAGCAAAAUUAGACAAUUAUAUAAAUAUGUGUUUACUGUAACAUACAGUUACUGUAUGUAUUUUUAAUAAAUAAAUGAAAUCUUUUUUAAUGUAAA